UUGCGAAGGCUCGAGCUCUAGCUGUGGAGAAGUCUUGACUACACUGAGGUACCAGACUUCUAUACCGCCUUCUCUUGGAAAAGCACACCACAACGGAUGUGCUGGCUCCCUUGUUGCUUCACCAGGAGACUAUAACCUGUAACCUUUGCACGUGAUGAUGAACAACUGGAACGCGUGUGUGCCGUGCCCUGUUUCUUCGGGCCCGGAGGUUUGACUGUAUAAACCAGAUACAGGGGAGACGAGCUGUUGUACCGAUUUAGACAACGACCUUCUUCGUCGGUCUCCGCAGACCAGACACAUCUUCUUCUCCAACGCUUUGACUUGCUACACAAAGCCACCACUAUGUCGGGUCAAAACAGCUUCGUGCUAGGUAGAGGAGUGCCCUCUGUAUCGCCCCGGCCGUUCUGCUGUUCUACCCCUGCUCUUUCUUCUCUGAACUUUUGCAGUUUGACCGAAUACCAAUCGCGUACUGGCAUGCGGAUGCUUCACCCCUUCGAGGUAGGAGCUGGUCGGUGCCUUGUGACUCAAUUCGUCAGGUCAACUGGGCCUUCGCGUGAUGCCAGAUCCCGUUGUCGCAGUGGCGAAAAGGGUGUGUCCCGUGCCUGCAGUCAAGGGAAAGUCCCGGACAACAUUGCGGGGUCUCCAGACGUCCGACCGCGGGACUCCUUACUGCCCUGCUGUGACUACCUUUUGCGCCGCCUUCUGCCAUCAGUUCUCUCUGAAUGCUUUUCCGGCAACAGGACUCCAAACCUUGCCCCAGCAGAGCGGAAGGCGGGGGACAAUGCACGGUGUAGCCGGUGCGGUCGGCCACAGCUUGAAUCAGAACAACCGGAACAAGAAAUAGUUCGUAAGAUAAACGAAGCGACCGCAAACUCUUCAGAUUUUAGGCGAGAGCUCGGGCCCACAACGGCAGAUACCGCCAGAGCAGCUGCAUCCCCGUCGACAUCUGCUGUAGGCGGGGGCAGUGCGUGUGAAGGGGGAUCUCCGGUAGCGGGUAGCUUUCCUGAUAUGCCUGAAGAGGGUAUAUCUACAGUCGUUAGUCAAAACGCACCACGGAACUCCGCUGCGAUUGCUUACUCGUUUUUCUCAGAUCGGCUGCGAGCCAUCCGCCAGGAUGCGGUUCGCCAGCGUCUGAAUACACCGGAUUUGUUCGUUAUUCUCCUUCAGUGUGCACGGUUCCAUCUGUUUGCUGAGUACUUUUGGGGUGGGGGAAUGUACCGCAAGUCUACCGCGUCCUCUGAGCCAGCUUCUUGGGUUAGGCGGCCGCAUUCGCCUAACCUAAGCGACAUCGAGGUCAGACAGUACGACUCUAGCGAGAGCGGGGUAGCAGGAGCAGGAAGGCACUUGUCGGCACGCACGCCUCCAUUAGAAUCAGCUGCAAAAGACAGCCACCUUGAAUCCGCGAAUAACGGCGCCCAGGUACAGGAAGUAUCUCCUGAAGCGACCUUUAGAGUUUCUGGGUUUUCUCCCAGUCUCAACCGUUUUCUUCUGUCCUCAUGCCUUGUACAACUCCUCGGCAUCACUCUCCGAGAAUCGCGGCGCUUUCGAUUGUUGAAGCGGCGAAAAAAAAGAGAACACAAGAUGGGAGCUGACUGCAGGAUUAGUGGUCCAGGUAGCCACAAGGUGUCGUCGGAAGAAACCCGAUCGGAGCUCGAGGAAUUUGCCAGGGGACUGGGCGUCGAAAUCUCAGAAAUUGACGAGGUCGUCGCCGUUUUCUUGUUGUCCCAGACACUCGCUGUGCCUGUUCAAACGAUGUUUAACUCAGGACAGGAAAGAAGCAUUUUUGUGAUUCAGGAGAUAACCAGAGCUCUCGGUGUCUGGUUGAACGACCUUCCCUGGUCUGUUUUGGCACUCCGAAUGACUAUUCAAGCUUCAUCUGGCGUAGACCCACGCCGUGCCCUCUUAAGUCAAGAGAGAGCUCCCCUUCCUUUCCUUCUUCAGUGCGCUGUGUAUCCACACGCAGACCGACUUCGAGCUGUUGUCCUUGCCGAGAUUAAGGCGUCCGCAGUAGCAGCUGUACCAGGCACAGUGGUAUCGAUGAAACAGUUAAUCCAGUUAAUGGCGUGCGGUAGGGCCGAGGAUGCGACCAGUGUGUGUCUACGCUUGGGAGCUGGCGAACCUGUCUAUAGUCAGGAAGCAAGACGUGAGGCAGAGGGAAGCAGUGCCGAAGGCGGUUCAGGCAGGGAUAGCGGAAAACAGCGCCUGCAGCCGACACAUAGCAUGUCGUUGCCAGCUCCGCGACACGCGAACAGCCAACUCGGGGAAGGGCACACAGGGGACGCAAAAAGCGCACAUCCAGCGAACUUUAGCUCCGAUUUCUCAAAAGCCGAUCAUGAAGCAGUUUCAGCGCAGCUGCAGAUAUCAAAUGUUACAAAAUAUACCUAUCGACACGAGGUAGUUGCAGGCAUCCGCUUUCGCAGAACUGACGAAACUACAUACGCGCCAGGGCACACUCUCGCAACUAAUGGUACAAAAAAGGAACCAGGAAAACAAAUUCGUUUCUCUGAGAUUCUUGCCCUGGUUGGAAGCGAUUCAUGGAUGCGGUCCGCUCCGUCAUUCGUAAUGCAUGCACCUGUUGAUGUCGAGGAGUUGAGAAAUAUCUUCGCUUGGCCUCCACCACUCGUUAAGCAAGAACAUCGGGUUACUCUAUGCUUGUGA
Toxoplasma gondii ME49 is the source of this 2658-nucleotide messenger RNA. RefSeq lists its product as hypothetical. NCBI's taxonomy places the organism in Eukaryota, Apicomplexa, Conoidasida, Eucoccidiorida, Sarcocystidae. The record is from RefSeq and is a predicted model, not a curated record. The transcript has 3 exons. Bases 343 to 2658 code for a protein of 771 amino acids.